CCAGGAAGCAGAUUUCAGAUUAACAGUGUACCUUGAACCAUAACCUUCUGUACCAGUGAGUGCAAAGGUUGAUAGCGAUCUCGUCUUUUGUUCAUUGAUUUCAGUAAAACUCAUUAGUAUCUAUCUUAUUAAUCUACCGACAUUUGAAACAUAUAUACCAAUUCACCAAAUUAUUGUUGUCGACCCCAUGAAACUAGAUUUUCAUAACAGUGGCAGCCAUGAUGGGAAAAGCUUUAUUAUUAUUGGUCAUUGCUUUCGUCUACUCUGUGGGAGUGGCCAGACAUGACAAUGACAUGAAAGAACCCAGAACCGACCGUUACUCUUUGGACGACCGAUGCGUUAGCGCUAUCCAGCGACAGAUCAAUGAAGAAAUGCAUGCUAGUUUGGUGUACAUGAAUAUGGCAGCUCAUUUUGGCAGUAAUUCUGUUGGUAGGAAAGGAUUCAGCACAUUCUUCAAGCACAGCUCUGAUGAAGAACGAGAGCAUGCACAAAAACUUAUCGAUUACAUUAACAAACGAAGUGGGAAAGUUAUUGCUUUGGACAUAAAGAUGCCAAAUAAAGACACUUGGGAGAAUGGAAUGGAAGCGCUGGAAGAUGCUUUGAAUAUGGAGAAGCAUGUUAACAACAAGCUGCACCAUAUUCAUCACAUGGCUGAUAGAUUAUGUAAUGAUCCACACAUGAUGGACUUCAUUGAAGGAGAGUUUCUCACUGAACAAGUGAUCUCCAUUAAUGAACUGAAGACCUACACCAGUCAGCUUGGCGCUAUGAAUGAUGGGAUGGGAGAGUACCUGUUUGAUCGUCAGUUGCUGGAAAAGAGCGACUAAGUAAGCGGCAAAUAAACAUAGUCCAAUAUUAGCUCAUUAGUGACUAGUUCUUUAGUGUACCUUUUAUAACAUUUCUUGAUAUUCACUGUAAUUUACCUUGUAGAACAAAUAAUCACUUUUACGAA
Messenger RNA from Limulus polyphemus (Atlantic horseshoe crab), 949 nucleotides. RefSeq names its product soma ferritin-like. Lineage: Eukaryota; Metazoa; Arthropoda; Merostomata; Xiphosura; Limulidae. The record is from RefSeq and is a predicted model, not a curated record. Gene Ontology annotation, biological process: intracellular iron ion homeostasis; iron ion transport. Gene Ontology annotation, cellular component: cytoplasm. The transcript has 4 exons. Bases 219 to 824 code for a protein of 201 amino acids. Gene Ontology annotation, molecular function: ferrous iron binding; ferric iron binding.